Messenger RNA from Colletotrichum higginsianum IMI 349063, 543 nucleotides. RefSeq names its product Hydroxyproline-rich glycoprotein vsp-3. Bases 1 to 543 code for a protein of 180 amino acids. Lineage: Eukaryota; Fungi; Ascomycota; Sordariomycetes; Glomerellales; Glomerellaceae. The record is from RefSeq and is a predicted model, not a curated record. The transcript has a single exon.
AUGAAGGCAUCGUCCGUUCUCCUCAUCGCCGGUGCCUCUUUCGCCGUCGCCGCCCCUACCGGCGCGAAGGUCGAGUCAAACGGAGAGGCGAGCAUUUCUUUCCUCGAGUCGGUUCAUUACAAAAAAGAGGCAGCACCCGAAGCUGAGCCCGCCAUCAACUUCCUCGAGUCAGUGCAUUAUAAGAAGGAGGCAGCACCUGAAGCUGAGCCCGCCAUCAACUUCCUUGAGUCGGUUCAUUACAAGAAAGAAGCAGCACCUGAAGCUGAGCCCGCCAUCAACUUCCUUGAGUCGGUUCACUACAAAAAGGAGGCGGCCCCUGAAGCUGAGCCCGCCAUCAACUUCCUUGAGUCGGUUCACUACAAAAAGGAGGCGGCCCCUGAAGCUGAGCCCGCCAUCAACUUCCUCGAAUCGGUUCAUUACAAGAAAGAAGCAGCACCUGAAGCUGAGCCUGCAAUCAACUUCCUUGAGUCAGUACACUACAAGAAGGAGGCAGCACCCGAGGCCGAGCCCGCCAUCAACUUCCUUGAGUCGGUUCACUACUGA